Symsagittifera roscoffensis is the source of this 898-nucleotide messenger RNA. RefSeq lists its product as uncharacterized. The transcript has 2 exons. Bases 112 to 786 code for a protein of 224 amino acids. The record is from RefSeq and is a predicted model, not a curated record. NCBI's taxonomy places the organism in Eukaryota, Metazoa, Xenacoelomorpha, Acoela, Convolutidae.
UUCUUAGUUUGCAAAUUAGUGUCAAAAUGUCAGCCAAAUACUUCUCAAAGAAUCAGAAAAUUAGUUUGACAAACCAGUGAAAAAUUUGCAGUUUUUCAUAUUCACAAACGAAUGAUAAUGACUUUUAAACUGUCAUUCUGCUCAAUUUUUGUCAUCAUUAUUUUCCUUCCGAACUGUGUGGCUUUUUGGUCAAGACACACAUACAAGCCACCAACUUCAUGUCAAAAACCUGAUGCAGAUCAUAUUCACAUGGCCAUGGGAGGGAAAUGGUACGAAGUGCAAAGGUCAGCAGGGUCACCUGAGCUAACUGAGAUUGGUCCUUUCAGAUGUCCUCUUAUGGACAUUAGUUUCUUGAAACAUGGAUAUGGUUGGCACUUGGAAAUUAACCAAACAGUGUUCAUGACUCUGAGCGAACCAAAGACGACCACCCACUAUGUCCAUCAGCCAUUCUCCCUCCAGUCUACAUCAGAGGGGGCAUUCGUGUACUCAGAGGACAAACUUCAGCCCCCCAAAAAAGAACCCGACUUCUUCAUAGUCCAUUUUGGAGGCCAGUUCCUCCUGACUUACUCAUGCAUAGAAAACGUCAGGGGCGUGUUCGAGGAGUCCGCCUCUAUCUAUUCACGUGACCCUCAUCCCAAAAAGCGUGAACUUAAAGAGGCGGAGAAAGUGUUCCAGGAAAAAGGGAUUAAAACAAACUUGGAAAGCGUUGAUCAGUGGAACUGUCAUGAUUUUGAGUCUGACAUGGAUGCAUGGCUAUUAAGGCCACACAGCAGUUCCACAGAAUGAAAAAACUGAACCAAAAGGAUGAAUACAAAAGAGCUGUAGAACUUUUCAAGGCAACUACAGAAGUAUUUUUUUGAUAAAUGUUUCAUGCAAAAUAAAUGUCUCCUCUUGUGAA